Molecule: messenger RNA, 595 nt
Organism: Dufourea novaeangliae
Lineage: Eukaryota; Metazoa; Arthropoda; Insecta; Hymenoptera; Halictidae
Product: mitochondrial inner membrane protease subunit 1
Exons: 4
Coding region: 95-547 (150 amino acids)
Cellular component (GO): mitochondrial inner membrane peptidase complex; membrane
Molecular function (GO): serine-type endopeptidase activity
Source: RefSeq, a predicted model, not a curated record
UGACUUUUUGCUUCCAAUUUAUAAUCUAAAUAUGCAAGGGAAUUUUCUCUAAACCGGAGUAACGCGUUGUUAUUCAUCCUUAUGAACGACUGCUAUGUCUUAUAAAUAUCUCUUACGUGUUAUAAGCAAUUUUGUACAGUGUUCCUGUGUAAUACAUUGUAUUCUUGAGUACAUAGGUGAUGCUGUGGUGUGUGCAGGUCCAUCGAUGGAACCCACGUUGUAUACCAAAGAUGUAUUGAUCACAGAGCGAAUUUCUAUCAGGCUUCAAAAACUUGAAAAAGGUCACAUUGUCGUCUCUAAAUGUCCCUCUAAUCCUAAACAACAUAUAUGCAAGAGAAUCCUAGGAUUACCUGGAGAUAAAGUAAACGAUGGAAUCAUAGUUCCGAAUGGCCAUGUGUGGCUGGAAGGUGAUAACAUUGUUAACUCGACAGAUUCUCGUGUGUACGGACCUGUUCCACAGGGUCUGUUACGAGGACGUGUAAUUUGUAAAAUAUAUCCACUUUGUGACAUUACGUUCUUCGGAUCUGAACACAAACGGUCCAAUUGAUUAAUUUCUGUGUGUAUGUGUAAUUAACCCAAAGGCAGACUUUGUAGA